Molecule: messenger RNA, 419 nt
Organism: Oxyura jamaicensis (ruddy duck)
Lineage: Eukaryota; Metazoa; Chordata; Aves; Anseriformes; Anatidae
Gene: SPINK4
Product: serine peptidase inhibitor Kazal type 4
Exons: 4
Coding region: 53-316 (87 amino acids)
Molecular function (GO): protein binding
Source: RefSeq, a predicted model, not a curated record
AAUGCUACUGCGAGCGCAGCGAGGUGCAUGAGCGCGUGUGCCUGAUCUGGCCAUGCCCUCCAGGGAGCUGCUGGUGCUGGCAGUGGUGCUGGUGGCUCUCAUCACCACCGGUGGGGCAGAGCUGGAUAAAAGGAAUGACCUGAGAAGGCCGGUGUGUGGAGAGAUGGUUGAGCUGCAGGCCUGCCCUCUGGUGAACUUGCCUGUCUGUGGGACCGAUGGGAACACCUACGCCAAUGAGUGCUUGCUCUGUGUGCAGAAAAUGAAAACCAGGCAAGACAUCCGGAUUUUGAAUGAUGGGGAGUGCAGAGAUAUCUGAGCUUUCUGGUGGCCUUCUUGAGCCUGGAAACAGGUGAUUCUUUGAUUCUGUGUGCUCUGUGCAGAUUGAACAUUUCAGUCAGUGAUGGCGAAUAAUAAAAUUA